Molecule: messenger RNA, 6381 nt
Organism: Trichoderma reesei QM6a
Lineage: Eukaryota; Fungi; Ascomycota; Sordariomycetes; Hypocreales; Hypocreaceae
Exons: 6
Coding region: 1-6381 (2126 amino acids)
Biological process (GO): double-strand break repair via homologous recombination; replication fork processing
Cellular component (GO): nucleus; Cul8-RING ubiquitin ligase complex
Source: RefSeq, a predicted model, not a curated record
AUGUUGCUCGUGAUAGCGCUCAGCUGCCGGUUGGUAGUAGAGGUAGUACAUAAGACAAUGUCUGACUGGAGGGAGCGUGGAGAAGUUCCGGAUUCCCAAGAAGAGAGCGACGAUGGCUACAGCGAUCACGAACCACAAUUACCAGUCAGAGCCGCUAUCCCCAAAGCCCAGGGCGCAGAGGAUAUCUGGGCUUUCCCUGGAUCAGACGAUGAAGAGCAACGCAACAUCCCCUUCGCUACGGCCAUCCCGCCAUUCUCGACGAGACCGACUCUGCGGGAAAGGUCUGGAUCGGUGACGGCCUCUCUAGCUCUUGUGGAGAACAACUUCGAGAGCCAGGUACAGCUAUCCCCUCCGAAACUCCCGGCGACGAUAUCCUCUUCAUCUUCACCUGACGAAGUAGCCUUUCGCAACAACAACCAGGACACGACGGAUGCUCCUCGCUUUUCAGAUGAAAACGCCAUAUCUACGAGUGGCAAUGAUGUUGCCGGCUUCCUCUCGACACUUGCGGCCACUGACGAACAGCCAACGACAACCGAGAGCAACGAGGCUCACCACCAUGCUGCCACGUUGGAGACUGCAGAUGCGGCGUCUCGUCAUGGACGAAGAUUGCGGCCUCGAAACUUGAUUCAAGAGAAACCAUACUUCUACGAUCGCGUGAACUACAGCAAUACCUUUCGGAAGCACGGGCUUAUCCCGGUCAACGUGAUCACCGAACCAGAGAGGCGCCACACUCCAGAAGCUUCGUCGGAUGCAGCUUCAUGGGAUGGAGAUGAUGAUCAGGAGAGCCAGGAUAUCGAUAUACCUCCAGGAUCCGACAAGACAGAAACUGGCGACUUCGCGGCACCCCCCAGAGAGCAUGAUAUGCCAGAUGCUGACCAGCCUUGUUUACGCAUACCCCAGUCACCUGCUCGAGCCCUCAGCACCAGUUUACCUAGCUCCCCAACAACUGCAGCCGAUGAUGAUCCAGACUUGCCAGACUUGGAUCAGCUCCUGGGUCGGCCACCUACUACCAGAACGAUCAAUUUUCCGCGGGACGUCUUCCAGGUUCAGACUUCGACCCAGAGAUUCCGGAGGCGAGAUAUCAUCUACAGUGAUACGCCGGAACCUGAUACUGUCGCUGGCCGAAAGCCAAAGAGUCUCAGCCAAUUGUAUGAUUGGUCAGAUUCAGAUAUUGAACGAAGUAAUUCCAAUGAAAAUAGCAAGCGGCAGGGGAAUUCACCUAAAACGCCUCAAAGACCUUCAAGUUCUGGCUCCGUGGUCUCAAUAUCCUCCCGAGGAAUCGAAACUCAAGAUGAGCACAGUCGACAGGAAAGUCAAGAUGGGUCUGAGAGCAGAAGCGAAGCCGACAGCGAUACACACCAAGUGGUGACUCAAUUUAGGCGCCGUAUCCGAGGCGUCCUACCCGCUUCUUGGCUUCGACUCGAUCAACAAACCAGUAUAGUCCGCUCUGGCCGGAGUCCCAAGAGAAGGCCCCGGCCCCAAGCUGCUCACCAGCAAAAACGCGGGAUCGCUCUUACCAAACCAGUAACUCAUGAGGUUCUUUCCUCGACUACGAUUCCACCGAGCCUAGGUGAAGACAGCCCCGUCCAGCGUACGGCUGACCUCAUGCCUGAUCAUCAGAUGCCGUCACAGAAGUCAGAGAGAGAAGAUGAGAGACUGAGCGAGGGUUCAGUCGUGGAAGAGGACUAUGUCAGUCCGGCGGUCGUUGGUAGCAAGCGUCAGCUUCGGCUUCCGAAGGCAUCAAGGAGGAACAGGAAACGAGCUAAGAUGUCCACUGGAUCCCGGAACCGGUUUGUGCAGGGCCAUUUGAAGCAGCAGGCAAUCACAGGCUUUCUCCAUUCUCAGUCUCCUGAGGUAGCCAGGUCACUAGCAGCCGACUACCUGUCUGAUGACUCUCAGCAAAUGUCGAGGAAGCCCCGUCAGAACGCGCCAAGCAGGCCAAAACGACGUUCUCGAUUUCCUGUCUUGCUAAGUAUUCUCGACACAAUAGAGCCAGAUGCCCCCAGAUUCAUGCGCAUUGCUGCACGCUCCGCAAGACAAACCCUCAACCAGGGGCGCAGUAGCGUGCACCAAAAGAGUAUCAAACUUGCUGCUCGGCAAGACCAAGUAGAUGUCUUGUCUGUUAUGGAGAGAUGGAGGUCGGGGCUCAUUAAACAGCGACCUGCUGUGACGGCAGCUCGCCAGUCAAAUCAUGAACGGCACCAAAUCGCAAAGGCGAACAAGAAGUUUUCACGUGAAGGGCUUUCCUCCAGCUCUUUGUUCAGUACGUUCAGAGGCGCUUCCCGCAAACUCGUCAAGUGCCACGGCGAGAGUGGUUUUGUCAGCUACCGUCGAAGAAGUCCAGACACACGUGGUCAUGCGAAUUCGGCGUCCAACGUGGGUGUGGAUAGCUCUUUACCUUCGCUUGCGAUGAGAACGGCUCAGUUGGAGGUGGGUGAGAAAGCAGGAGAAUCCAUGAUUUCCUUUCGCUCAAGAAAGGGGACGCUUGACCGUAUUUUCAACAAGCAAAGACAGGAGAAACUCGCAUUAUGCUUGGCUGAGAAUAGCAACAAUACCGGCGGUGGCCACAGUAUUACGGAAGCCAACGCCACGAGGCACACGCCCUCGCGUAUCUCUCGAGGCCAGGGGCACAAACAGAGGCCGCCGAAACUUCGAAAGAGCAUAAAGCCUUCUCGGCUCGAUGUCACAGCACCUCAAUAUACACAUGCUGACGAUCCUCUUCCGGUGGGCUCGUCGGCAGUUGCCGCUGAUGCUCUAUUAGAAAAGAACCGGCUCUGCGGUCUGGGUCCGUAUGGUACCCAAUAUACUCGUCAUUUUGAGGUGUUUCCACUUGCCCCUGGCCUCCGGCUCCAUACAUCGACGCUGCUUGGCAGUGGCGUCUUUGAGGCUCUUGUCGAAGAUAUACAGAUCGGAAAGCCUCAACUGAGCUCACCAAUCGCGGUCAGAUUAGGCGACCAUCUUUUCAAUUUAGGUUCGUGGACCCCUAGUGUGUCUUCUGAGAUUGGGCUCUUCUUCGAUACACUGGUUGGGUUCAUCUUCGAUAUACUGGCCGGGCGACUCGAAGAGAGCCACGGGGAGGAGGCCAUCCGGGUUACCAUCAGUGCCACUCAUUGCGUCUUUGAAUACGUGCAAAAGGUCCUCAGGUCGGCGGAACCUGAAUCUCUAACGCCCCCUUUUUUACCGCGGCUUCAAGAGGUAUUGGGCGGCUUCAUCCGUCGACUCGACAAGGGUCUCGCGCAGUUCUCGCUUUUUCACGCCGCUCAUCGUCAACUUAUCCUCAACAUAUUGGAUAGGGUGUUGCUCAUGUCCUUCUCAAUGACGCGUCACUGUCAACGCAUGUCACAACUCCUGGAUGAGCAGUCUGAACAACAAACCUUCAUGUUGUUACCGGCAGGGUUGAUGAUAUCGGUGCUUCUACGCUGUGGUCUCAAUGCAAUUAAGCAGGUUUACAAAGACGCCAGUCGUUUGUACCGUCGUGACCGCUAUCUGGAGCAAGCCGCUGUUGAAGUACACUCUUGGGCCAUGUUGAUCAAGACGUUCGAACACGCAAACUCACGGCAACUUACUUUUUGGGGUGCAUUAGAAGCAGCCAUCUUGACGCCCGAGCUCCUCUCUGGCACAGACGCUCCUGAAUUUGAACGCGUUUGGGAGACGAUGUUUACUCUACUGCCGCUCUUUGCCUUUGACAACUGUGGGAAGAUUGUGACCAAAAAUCGACAUGUUACACAGAAUGAAGGAUGGGCAAUCCCUCAGAAGCUUCUUCGGCGAGUUUUCCAACUCUACCAGGAUAACGAGCAGCAAACCGCGAGCUUCAACAACUACUGUCGGGCUCUCAUCUCGCGAUGCCAUUACUUGGUCUGCCAAUGGGGCUGGCUUCGUAGCACGUCCGUCGUCGGUGUUAUCUUUGACUUCUUCGGAUCCCGGAGCUUGGCACAUCUCCGAAACGAAGAAGUCUACCAGUCACCUCGGUUUUUAGAGAAACUAGGUGAAGAGCCGGUUCUCGAGGUUGAAGCGGAUGACUUCUGCUUUCACAUAUUCCUCAAGCUCCUUGCCAUAAGCAUCAAGAACCUGCAGCGGUUCGGCUCUCACAAGGACAUCCGCAAUCUGGUAGCACGAACCAUACCGAAUCACAAUCGCCUCUACCUUAGAGAACAUACCGUUCAUGAGCGGGAUUUGGCUGCUCUGAGGAACCAUCAUGAUCUCAUCGGUACGCUGUUCUGGGCGGCACCACCUGAAAUACGGCCCUCGGUAGCCAUCAUCGAGAAACUAGUUGAUGCCGCUAGCUCUCAUAAAGAGGCAUGCAUGAUCAAUAUAAGAGCAUGGGCUCAACUUGCGCGCUUCGUCGUCUCGUCCGGCGAGGCGAAGUCAUCCUUCAAACCCUUCGACGAAUGGAGGGACACCGUCUUUCAGCAGAUGCUUGUGCAAUUUAGCAAUAUUGCCUCAGACGUCCACCUGCAACAGGUAAAUCUCUCCGAAGACAAGAGUAAGUGGAUCACGCAGAGUAUUGUCGAUUCCACGAUCAAGAAGAACAAGACAGCAGUGAUGGACGUUAUUCAUCUGUCACUCACAGCCUCGUUGGAUGUUAUGAGACGUGCUUCAGACUUGGAGGCGGCAACACAUUGUUUGAGUCUUCGUCAGCUGAAGCAGGUCUUCGCUUACUUCAGAGUGUCACCCUUCGAACUAGAUUGGUCAAUAUUGCGCACAGCGCUGGCCAUUCUGGACACCUUUGUAUCGCGAAUCGAGGAGUUCAAGGCGAGCCAGCACAACCAGCAAAGUGAGAGCCAGCUCCUAGAAUCGGCGCAAGCGGACGAGGCUUUCUGCACCCUAGGGCAAGAGAUACCUCACAGUUAUUUCUCAAUGGCCCGAUGCCUCUUGUCAUUGCCGGCAGAGGUGUCUGGCUUUCGAGGGUCGGCUACGGCUGACAAGGCUUGGUGUGUCAGACAGGUCACCAUAUUAUCCGCAAGGAUGGGCAUAGGCUUUAUUAAUGGUAGCCUGAUGGUCAAUGGUGGCCUAUUCAAGCUAUCGGACAUGUUCAAGAGUGGCAAUUACUGUUUGUUUAGUGACCAACUGCAAGCAAUGGAUCCUUCGCACAGACAACAUCUCAUGCUGUUCAUAUCGACGUUGCUAAGGCAUGAAUUCGACGACUUUUCCGACGUUGAUUUCGACAUCUGCGAAAUGUGGAUUCUGGCAUUGGUCAUGCCCAUCGAAUACUGGAGGAUUGAGAACCUGGUCGGUAUCCAGCGGCAUUGCUAUGCCAACGGGUUUAUCCCUGAUGGCAUGGUCAACUUACCGACCCAGCCAAGCUACAAAACCAAUCAGCUCCUGUUCGAGUUUGCGAUUUCGUCUAUGCGCAAACGGCUUCGUCGUGCGGACCCUCAAGCUCGACGAGUUCUUUCUGCUGAAUACUCAAGAACCCUCAAGCUCGUGAUGAGGCAGAUGCGAAAUGACCUGAGUGUGACGUAUGAGGGCGAUACUUCACAGCAUCAGCAGUACGUCGAGUUCGUCCAGGGCAUUAUAUCAUCAAUAAAGGCACACGGAUCCGAUAUGUGCACGAUAGACAGCUUCUUUCUUCAGAGCAGCAGAGAAUAUUACCACCCGCCCAUCCAAGACCCCCAGCUUCAGAUUGCAGGUAUGCUUUCGUACGGCAUUCGCAUAGAGGAGGGCGAUCCUAGGGCCGCUCACGAACUGUUCUACCUCUUGUUCAAUAACUUCAAACAUGCCCUGAGAAAGGGAAACCUGGUACAUGAUGUUCGUAUGCUUUGGGAAGGCAUGAAGCAUAAGAGCAUACUGGCCUUUACACUGGGAAAGAUGUUACCAGCCAUACUCAGGGUGUCCUGUCUGGAUAGUUCAUCCUAUCUCCUUCUAGACGUGUAUACGGAGGCUUUAUGUCGGCUACUGAGCGGGGCAAUCUUACCUCGACAGCUUGACAAAGACGAUCUUCCUUAUGUGCUUGUCACCAUACGGGCCAUUGUGGAGGGGAUGAGGACCAUGUAUCUCCGUGGCGAGGUUCUGACUGGUUCUCGGCUUCACAUUCUGAGACAGGCUCUGGUCGUCUUAAACGCUCUAUGGCCAUCGCUGCUGGUUGUGAAUGCUGAACGGCCCGGAGACUUAUGCCUCGUUGACAUCGCCAGUGCAAUGCGCCAAAUUGCUUCCUUCGCAAUAGCGGCGCAAGAUUAUCUCCGCGACUUCACUGAGAUAGAAAGCGACGACUUGCCAGACCCAGAUCUGCUGUUUCAAGGCCUUGGAGUGGGACAGCUCCUGAUCUUUAACGAGCACGUCACAAGCUUCACGACCAACAUGAAGGAUGACAUUGCCAAGACGUGGAUCUUCAGCCCUGAGAGGAUCUCUAUCCAGCACUGGUACUGGCAGUGGAGUACUUAA